Scylla paramamosain (green mud crab) is the source of this 5408-nucleotide messenger RNA. RefSeq names its product death domain-associated protein 6-like. NCBI's taxonomy places the organism in Eukaryota, Metazoa, Arthropoda, Malacostraca, Decapoda, Portunidae. The transcript is spliced from 12 exons. Gene Ontology annotation, molecular function: histone binding. The coding region runs from base 255 to 2546 and encodes 763 amino acids. The record is from RefSeq and is a predicted model, not a curated record.
CAACUUUUGCGAUUGUCGUUUUAUCACCGUUUGUCGCUCAACACACGUCUGGACGAUCUUUUGUAUAUGCAACAGUUCAUAUGAUCUAUCCGAUAGCGAGGAAUGUGGUUACACAAGUCCAAAUACACAAAAAAUGGAAUGAAUACCAUCAUAGGGGAGCACCAAAAUAGCUAUCUUGUUGCAAUAAUCUAGCGGUGUGGACUUGACUUGCAGUGAGGACUUUUGCAGUACUGCGUGUUUGAAAACCAUACACAAUGGCGGCAACUGAGGUGGUGGAACUGUCUGGCUCAGACGAUGAUGACCUCCCGGAACUGACCAGGAAGCCAAUUGGUUGGAACUACCAGCUGGGUGCAACAAAGACAGAGAAGGCUAAGUCCAGAGCUAAUGGGGCAUCAGCUACAACAGCACCAGGACCAGCUUCCCACUGCCCAGAGAAAGAAGUAGAUGAUGACCUGGAAAUCAUUGAGGUGAACAUAGAGCCAAAGAAGAAUUAUGUGAUGCCAACCUCCAGUAGCCGCUCAGAAAUACGCAGGCAAGUUCGCAGUACCACCCAGUCUUCCAUUUCGGAUUUCUUCACCCACGAGAAAAGGGCAGCAGAAGACACUAAUGAAAGGAGUGUCAAAAAGAAAAACAAGGAAAAUAAGAGUGAGAAGAGAGACGAAGAGCAGGAAGAGAAUGACAGGAGUACAGCUAGUUUGGAAGAGUUUAUAAGGCAAUGGGAAGAGAUAAAAAUCAGCAAAGAUGAUGAGAAGAUCCGAGACAAACUUUGGAAGCACUACCACCUUGCUCAAACAUCCUACACCCACUCUAAGAAGUUCAUUGAGAUCAUUGAAGCAUCAACACGCAAGCUUACCAUUGACAACAUAUAUGUUGUUAUAAAAGACAUACUGGACUGUCUGAAGCAGUACAAAGAUGUGCCCUACAGAGAAAAGGUAAAGGGGAAGUGGAGCAGAGUCUACUGGAACCUCCAGGAGAAGGAACUCCAACACCCCAUCGAUACAGAGAACAGCAAAAUAAACUCACGGCUGAGAAAAGUGGAGAAGAAAAUGAAGGAAUUGGCAAACAAAAUUAAAGAGCUGGAGGAUGAGGAGGUGGAUUUGGAUGAUGAUACCAAUUCAGCAUACUUAGUGGAAGAUAGAAUAAAGCGGCAGUUUACAAAGCUGCAUGACUAUUACUGCCGCCUAGCUAAGUGUUCACCUGCCACAGGUCGGCCAAUUGAGAAGAAAUUCAAAUACAAAGGUAGUCGCUGGGUUGAAAUAAAUAAGAGAAUAACAGCCUGGGUGAACAAACACAGAGAGUUUCCUGACUAUGUGGACAUUCUGAACCUGGUGAAGAAAGUAACCAAGCAGAGCAGCCUGCCCCUCAGGCCAGAGACAGUGCGGGUGCAAGCUCAAGAGAUCUUCAGAGAUGUGGGGAGGAUGCUAAAGUUUAGACGGGAAAGUGAUGACUUGUACUGUAUAUAUUCCUAUGUGGAAGAAGAAGGUGAAGACCCAGCCAGACAGGAUGAGGGAUUGGACCACCAACUGAUGGAAAAUGAGAAGAUUGCCAUAGAAAAUCUGAACAAAGUUUUCCAAGAGUUUGUGGACAAAGAUGGCCAGCAGCGGGAGUCAGCAGAUCUUAACACAAAGACAGCUUCAGAAACACCAGAAAAAAAAGAUAGUCCAGUUCAGGGUAUUUCAAGAACUCCAGAAUGCAACGUAGAGGAGACGGUUAAAACAGAGGGUGAGCCAGAAAAAAAAGAUAGUCCAGUUAAGGAUAUUUCAAGAACUGCAGAGGAGACAGUUGAAACAGAGGGUGAGAGUAAAGUUAAGGAAGAGUUGAAGGUUAAGUCCAUACCAGAAACAGGUGAAUUGGAAAUUACUUUGAAAAGGGUUAGUGAUAACUGGAUAAAGAGUGAUGAAAUGAGAGAAAAUGAUGGUGAAGAUGUUAUUAGUGAUGCAGAGGAUGAUACAUCAACUGAGGAUCAUGCAAUAAGUGAUAGUGAAGAUGAUGAUGACACAUCACCUGAAGAAAGUGAGGAGGAUGAAAGACAGGACACAACAGAAAGGAGUACUCAUGAACCAGGCAAGGUAGAGGAGGAAUUAGAUGAUGGGGAUGAAACAGAUGAUGACUUGAAAGUUGUCCUUGCCAGUGCCUGUAUAGAGGAGGAAGAGGAAGACUCAGAGGAAGAUAUCCAAGUCAUGGAUACUGAGGAGUUUCUUGAGCUGGAAGGUAGUGGUGGUGAGAGUAGCAGCAAGAACUCAAUUUUGUGUCUGGAUGACAACAGCCAGGAGUGUGAGAGUAGCGACAAGAACUCAGUGUUGUGUCUGGAUGAUGAUAGCCAGGAACCCUCUGCCACUACAUCUGCUGCUCAGAACAACACCAACCAUGUCUCCACCACCCACACUACAGAAAAGAACUGUACCACCACUGAUUUUGCUGCUUCACCCAAAGCAUCUGUUAAUACCGGGACUACCACCAACUCCACAGACACGUCAAAUCAACAGAAACGCCAGUUGAAUGAGAGUUUACCACCCUGCAAGAAAUUAUGUGUAUCGGAUGCAUAGCUGAGGAAUUGGGAGUCUUGUAACUUUUUGUCAGCUAACUUAAACUAAGUACAUAAAUAUUAACUAAUUUAAAUAAUUAUUUUUGUAUUAAAAGGAAAUUUCUUUUUAAGUAUAGAUGGAUAUGCAGUAUUAACUCAGAAUCUAUUUUUCUUCAACAACUACUAUGUGAACGUUCCCCAAGCAGAACCUCCAUCCCUUCCUAUUCAAACAUUAUUGCUUUGCUUAUUGAAAUUUUACCAACAUAUUUACAUUUCUUUUACCAGACAGCCUUGCAAAGACCUAAAAAUUUCUUGCUGUUUGGCUUUCCUUUGUAUUCCUUUGCAUCUUUUCACAUAUGUACUCCUUGAUCCUAUUCUUUCACCUUCCAAGUGGUCUUCUGCUAGGACAUUCAUUGUCACUUUACACGUUUUCAUCCCUUCACUAUGGCCAAACCAUUUCAGUGUAUUCCGCCUCUCCACACUUCACUCCAUUUGUCUAAGUUCUUGUACUACCCACCCAUCCAGUCAUUGAGGAGCUUUAAAAGAUAAGAGAAAUUUAUGGUUGGGGACAAGAAUUGCAUGGGAGGGACACAUCGUCAUUAUCCAAGUUGAAGGUGGAAAUAUGCUAUGUGUGGGAUGACUUGAAGCCACAGCUACAGCAAAACUUAGCAGAUUCAGUACCACAGCAUCUGAUUUGUUGAGAUGGCAGUGGUGCCAUCAGGUUGAAAUAAGAAGAGAAAGUUGAAGCAAAGUUAUUGGAGAGGCAACUUAGAUCAUGAAAAAUAAACCACUUGUUAGCUACAACACUAGUCAUGGCAGCUUGUAUAUGAGAGAAGUGCCAGCAAUCAUGCCACUGCAUUGUGUAAAAUGCAAACUAAUGGGAGGUGUCUCACUACUGUGGUAGAUGUGAUGAUGCUGCUGCACUGCCACACCACAGUGUCACACCAGGUGCAAAGACAACACACAUGCAGUUUAAGAUGCAAUGACGUUGCACCACUGCAUCUUGCCAGAUGUGAGGACAAAACUCACACACACAGUUUUUAGAUGCUGUGGUGCUGCACUACCAUAUCACGUCAUGUGAGGACAAAAUGCAUAGUUUUACAUCUUUUUUUGGACACCAGCCAAGGACAACAAAAAUCUAUUGUUUCAGAGAACAAUAGGAGGGACCCCAUCAGGUCCAUAAGCCUUCCAAGGGUUUAGCCUGGCACUGCACUGCCGCACUGCUACAUUAUGUCAAGAUGUGAGGACAAAGCACACAUACUCAUACAGUUCUAGACCAAGCAACUGGAAUAAAUAAGCAUUUUUCCAGUUUUUCAAUACCCUGAGUUUAGUGCUAUGCCUUUGGAAGAAACUAAGUGCAAAACUAAGAGGGUUCUGUACUUCCUAUCAAAAACCAUGACCUUACUUAUCCCAAGAUGCACUUUAUUUUCUCACCACAAUAUUGCCUUUCUCUUUAGUCUAGUCUUCUUCCUUAUAAACAUAGACACUAUCAAGAACAACUUACAGUUUUCCAUAUUCUAAUGCAUCUUCUAUCUUGCAUUGUUUACAAGUGCUCUUUUCUUUUGUCACAUCUUACAUUUCUUUCAUUAUCUGAUGAUGUCAUCAUCUGGUGAGUCUUUGUAAUUUAUUUCAUGAUCUUGAAUGCAUCCUUUCCUUUUCCCCUCAUACUCACACUGUCCUGCUGCUUCAAUGGAGGUUGUCUUGUACCCACUGCAUGUACCACACAUGUACCUUCUCUGAACUGUCUCACUUUCUGCCAUUCUUUAUCAAUCCUUCUGGGAAUAUUAUGUUUUGAUUCCUUCAGCCACUCCACAUUUCAUUCUUUCACUUUUGCCUGGUACAUUAAACCAGCUCUUUACGCAGCUUUAUCGUGCACAACCACUCUUCCUUUCUUCCUUGUUUCUCUGUAUUGAAAGAAUAGUAGAAAUAUUAAAACCACACUGCCAUACAAUUGCAGCAGGCAUCCCCAACAUUCAGUUUCACCCGUUGGAUGUAGUAACAGUGCACUGUGUGAAGGUUGGGUGGGCUGGCCUACCUUUUCUUGAGGGAGACCUGUUGCUAGUCCUUUUCUGUGACAAUCUGUGAUUGCUUUUACAGUAGAAAUUAAUUCUGCUUAAACUUGAAUGGUUUGGGUACUGCCACUGUGCAUUAUUAUUACAUUUUUUUUAAUUUUUAUAAUUAAUUAUUUUAGUCCAUAUGUACACAAUUGUUGCUGUAACUUGUCCAUGAUUUUUAAGGAUAUAUACUAAGUUCAGAAUUCCUUUAAUAAUUAGAGUCCAUUCAUCUCUCAUCAUGUGAUGUUUUGUGCAUGAAGGAACUUUUUUUUUUUUUUUUUGCUGGCAAAUAGUAUUUAUUUAUUUUUUAGCAGGCAAAUAGUAUCUAUUUAUUUUUUUAGCUGGCAAAUAGUAUUUAUUCAAUGUUUUAUUUUAUUUUAUUUUAUUUGUUUAUUUUUAUUUAUAAGUUAUUAGAACUUUAUUUUUCAAAUCUUUCCAUCUUAUUUAUCAACCUUGUAUUUUUCAUCUUUCACAGUUCUUCCAGUCUUCCCAUUAUGUACAAUAUUCCUCCUCUUCCCAUCUUAUGAUAGUUUUGACUGAAGUUCCUUUACCAUACACUUAACUUCCACUUGAAAUUAGUUGUUCGGGGUUUUUGUGAUAAACACAAUCACAGGUUCUUCACCAUACUCUUCAGAAUAAAGUAUUUAUUCUGUUUUGGUGAAAUUAUUUGUCAUCAUAUUAAUAGGGGCAAACACUGGAAUACCCUUCACUUCAUCCAACUACCAGAGAAACUGUAAAUAUUUAUAUAAUUCGUGUAAUUUUACUAUGUUUUGACAAUACUUUUAAAAAAAUAAAAAUGAAUAAAUAAAUAAAAAUAUUUAAAGAAUAAA